AUGGUAAUUGAAUUAGUGGUCAAUUUAGAAAAUCACAAAAGAAGGAUAUGGAGUAUAUGCUGGAGUCCAGAUGGAAAUUUUUUAGGAUCUGUAGGUUCAGAUAAAUAUAUAAUCAUUUGGCAAAAAAAGAAAAAUACUAGAAUUAGAAAUAUAAAUAAUGGAAAUAAAAUUGUGAAUACUUCUAACACAUAUGGAGUAAAAAGAUAUUUAAAAAGUCAAAUAGAGUUCGAUAUAUAUGACAUAAUCGAAACAAAUCAUGAAAAAUCAUUGAGGCAUAUUGAAUUCUCAAAAGAUGGUAAUUUUUUUGUUGUCGCUUCUUUUGAUUCAAGAUGUUCUAUUUAUAAGAAAAAUAGAAAUAACAAAUGGGUUUUUUAUAAAACAUUAGAAGGUCAUGAAAAGGAAGUAAAAUGCGCUUCUAUUCAUCCAUCAAAUAAAUAUAUAGUAACUUGUGGAAGAGAUAAAAGCAUAUGGGUACAUGCAAAAGUAGACAAUUUAGAAAAAAAAAGUUUGAAAAGUAAUAGUUAUAAUCGUAGAAACGCACUAACUAAUUCUAAUCCUAAUUCUAACAAUAAUACUUUACUAGAUGAUCACACGAAUUUUGAUUUUAAUUUUGAUGCAUAUUUAACUGCUCACACAGAAGAUAUUAAAUUUGUUUCGUGGUGUCCUUUAAGUGAAAACACUUUUAUUUCAUUAUCUUAUGAUAAUUCAAUAAAAAUAUGGGAUAAAAGAUUGGAUGAAUGGAAUUGCAUUCAAACAUUAACCGAACAUUCAUCGGUAGUAUGGUGUGUUACUUUUAAUUUUGAUGGUUCUGAAUUUGCUACUUGCUCAGAUGAUAAAACUAUUAAAAUAUGGCAAAGUGAUAAAAAAAAAUUAUAUAACAAAAAAAAAUAUCCAUUUCUAUAUAAACAAAUAAUCAAAGAUAUUAAAGAAACUCCAAAUAACCACCAUAAAAAUUAUUUAGGUAGAAUGAAUAGCUACAGUGAAAAUAGAAAAAAAUAUGCAAACGAAGAAAAAAAAAAAGAAAAAAAUAUUAAUGAAGAAAAUAUAAUUAAAAAAACUAAUGUAAAUAACAAAAAAAAAGAACAAGAGACAAAAAAUAAAAAGGAUUGUGACUCUUUUAAUUUCAUCUUUGUGAAUUACUCUGAAAAAGGACUCAAUAUGCAAAAUAUAUUAAAAAUGUAUGUUCAAAAUAAAUUUGUUCCUUUAUAUUUUCAAUAUGGUCUUUUUAAAUUUUUGUAUAAAUAUUUUGAAACUACAAAAAAUACAAAAAAAAAAAAUUAUUCUUGUGAAAAGAUACAAAAAGAGUUUAAUGAAAAAAAUCAAAAAUCAAAACUUGAAUCAGUUGAUAAAAAUGAUAUGAAUAAUAAAAACACUGAAAAAAAAACGGAUAAAAAUAAUGAAGACAAGAUAAAUAAAAGUAAUAUAGAUAAAUCAAUUAUAAAUAAUAAUAAAGAAAAAAUUAACAGUUAUAAUUCAGAUAAAAUGUAUAAAAAUAACAAUGAAACAAUAAAUAAAAAAAACGUAGAGACAGGAGGUUCUAGAAACAUUAAAAAUGUAGAUACGCAAAAAGAAAAUAUAAAAGAUAUUGUUUUUGAUGAUUGGAAAAUUAAACAUGUUAUAGAAGGUUAUCAUAAAAGAAGUGUGAGCUAUUUGGAUUGGAAUCCAUAUGAAAAUUUAAUUGCAGUAUCAUCUUUUGAUAAUUCUCUAAAAAUAUUUGAAAAAACAAAAGAUAAAUGGGAUUUGAUUGAAAAUGUUGAAAAUGCUCAUUUAACUGAUGUUAAUUGUGUUGUUUGGUGUCCUCAAAAAUAUCAAGAUUAUUUUUUGUUAGCUACUGCAGGUGAUGACUGUGUUAUUAACAUAUGGAAAUUUGUAAAAAGGUAA
Plasmodium gallinaceum is the source of this 1881-nucleotide messenger RNA. It is a transcript of the gene CIA1, whose product is annotated as cytosolic iron-sulfur protein assembly protein 1, putative. The transcript has a single exon. Gene Ontology annotation, cellular component: cytosolic [4Fe-4S] assembly targeting complex. Gene Ontology annotation, molecular function: protein binding. The record is from RefSeq and is a predicted model, not a curated record. Gene Ontology annotation, biological process: iron-sulfur cluster assembly. NCBI's taxonomy places the organism in Eukaryota, Apicomplexa, Aconoidasida, Haemosporida, Plasmodiidae. The coding region runs from base 1 to 1881 and encodes 626 amino acids.